Messenger RNA from Lynx canadensis (Canada lynx), 1397 nucleotides. RefSeq names its product small integral membrane protein 7 (gene SMIM7). The record is from RefSeq and is a predicted model, not a curated record. The transcript is spliced from 5 exons. Lineage: Eukaryota; Metazoa; Chordata; Mammalia; Carnivora; Felidae. Bases 54 to 281 code for a protein of 75 amino acids.
CUCCCUCUUCGAGGCUUCCGCUUCCGGUUCUGACGGACGCUUCGGCCGUAACGAUGAUCGGGGACAUCCUGCUGUUCGGGACGCUGCUGAUGAACGCCGGGGCGGUGCUCAACUUUAAGCUGAAAAAGAAGGACACGCAGGGCUUUGGGGAGGAGUCGAGGGAGCCCAGCACAGGUGACAACAUCCGGGAGUUCCUACUGAGCCUCAGAUACUUCCGCAUCUUCAUUGCGCUGUGGAAUGUCUUCAUGAUGUUCUGCAUGAUCGUGCUGUUUGGCUCCUGAGCCCCAGAUAUACGCCUUCCCGGGAACCAGGAACCAGGAACCAGGAACCAUCUUCCCAGAUGCCGGGUCUCCCUUCCUCCGUUCCUGAUGACUUCAAGAAUGGUUUUGACUGGAAAACCAGCGAUCUUCCCAGAAAGCCCAAGUUCGUGGUGGGUGGAAAAAAAUGUUCGCCAAGCUGCACACGGUUUCCCAGCCACGUCAUUGUUUUCUUUUCAAAGAUCUUUUCACUUUGGUCUCUCCUCUGAAAUGCUGACUACUUAAGGAGUUUGAGGAGGGCUUAUGGAAGGGGAAUGUGAUAACAUUGCAUUCCCUACGGAUAAAAGAACAUGUCUAGAUUGCUUUUUUAGAUUGGAAUUCCUCUUCUUCCAAGCUUCCGCUAGAAACCCAUUUCUGGAUAUUUCUCCGUUUAUUUUUAACAACCAUCCUUUUUGGUUCCAACUACCCAAGUUUUGAAAAAAUCAUUUUUAUCCAGGGAUCUGAAACAGAAGGGUUGGCUUUUGAGUUUGAUGGAACCUCUUUACUGGACUGUAUUUACGAAUAACAAGCAAGUUCAUUGUUGCUGGGCCUGUGUCCAAAUUCCUUUCCUGUCUCGAUGGGCUCUGCUUGGCCACUCAGUGCAGCUGAGGUCAUCCCUAGGACUUUAAGGGUGAAGUAUUACCGAUUCCCAUGGAAGAGAGGUACAGAGCAGGCAGAUGUGGGUGUUAGGAGAAACUUCGCCUUGCCUUGAAGCCCUCUGUUAAAGUCACUUUUGGGGCCAUUAAUUGUAUCAUUUUCGGAACGAGGGUGCCGUCCAUGGGGGGUAUCAGGACCCAGUUCUCAAAGUUUGGAAUUCCGGGUCUGAUUUUCAAGUGAGUGAUUUCAAGGUUGAAAAUCAAGAAGCCUCACUCGAGGAAAUCUAGCAUUUUGCACAGAAUCUUCAUUGAAAGGGAGGCCUUUUAUUGCCAAGACAAAAUGCCGGUGGUCAGCACCCAGAUCCUGCCGGUGUUUGAUUUGUUCGUUGUGGUUUUUGAAAUCCUGAUUUGUAGGUAAACCUGACGGGAGGAAGAAGUAACCAAGUAAACCUGUAGACUUGCAGAACUGAGUCGCAUUGAAAAUAAAGCUCAUUUCUAAAAAGGA